Chenopodium quinoa (quinoa) is the source of this 1486-nucleotide messenger RNA. Its product is annotated as F-box protein At1g30200-like. Lineage: Eukaryota; Viridiplantae; Streptophyta; Magnoliopsida; Caryophyllales; Amaranthaceae. The transcript has a single exon. Bases 160 to 1347 code for a protein of 395 amino acids. Gene Ontology annotation, molecular function: protein binding. The record is from RefSeq and is a predicted model, not a curated record.
ACGACAAAAAACUCUCCUACAAAAACCACGCUUCAUACCCACCAUAAAACCGCCAUUUGUAUUCCCACUUCAAUUAUAAUUUUCUCUCUCCUACAUUAUAACAACAAACAAAUUUCACAAACCCAGAAAAAAGUUUAUUCAAUCUUCAAUUUCAAUUCAAUGGCAGAUUUGUUAAGCAAUCGAGGAGAAGAUCAAAUUAUUAUGGAGGGAGUUGAUUAUUUUGAUCUGAUUCCAGACCCAAUUCUUAAUUUGAUCUUCAAUAAGAUUUUUGAUGCGAAAUCAUUAUGUCGAUGUCUUCUUGUUUCUAAGAGAUUUGCGACGAUUGUUUCUGAGGUUGAUUCAAUCUCAAUCCAAAUGAGUAAUAAUCAUAGUAAUGGGAGUAUGAAUCAGCCGAAAUCGAAGAAACCCAGUGAAGAAUCUGCGAAAUUAUCAACUGGGUCAAAGAAUUUUUUCAAGAAUUCUAUCUUUAAGUUCAUCUGUAAGCCGAUUAAUCUUCUUCAACAGGCGAUUUCAAGCAAGAAGAUGGCUAAAAAUGGAGGUGGGGUUGAUAUUAUGAAAUGGGUUGGAAAUACUUUGAAGAAUUUCCAGGAUAUUGAGUCGAUUAAGCUCGAGCUCCCCUGCCAUGGCGGCGAAAUCGGGAUCAACAAGAACAUUCCAUUGUUGAAAUGGGAAGCUGAGUUUGGAAAAGAGAUGGAGAUGUGCGCAAUUUUAGGGGCAACUUCGAUUGUUGAGAGGAGAGAGAAAAAGGGGUCAGAAAUUGAGGGUGAAAAUGAGGUGCAGGUUUUUUCAGAUGAAGAGCUGAAAUUGAGGAUUAUUUGGAUCAUUUCUUGUUUGAUUGCAUCAUCAGCUAGGCAUAAUUUGGUGAAAAAAAUGGUGAAUCAAUGUCCAAAGUUAAGCAACGCGGUAGUUUCGGAUGCUGGGAAACAGGGGAAGCUCUGUAUGAAUGCAAACCAGAUUCAAGAUCUCAAGGACUCAAUCCAGAUUGCAACAGUCAAUGCUAGCAAAGGUGAAAACCCGGGAUCGGAAUCGGAAUCGGAACCCGAAACCUCAGGUGAAUCAACAACAGCAAUGGCUUAUGCAGGGAAUUUGGUGAUGAAAAUGUGGUAUGUCAAGGAAUUGGAAUUGCCCAAUUCAGGGAAAGUGAUGAAAGGAGCAACAUUAGUUGUGAUUAAGCCUGAAAAGAAAGGAAAUAAUGGUGAAGAAAAAGAAAAAGAAAAGGAAAAGAAAAGUGAUGGAGUGAAUAUGUUGAAAGCUUUUCAAGGUGAAGAUGUUUUUGAAGAAGCUGCAAAGAAAUUGUUGAAGGGGAAAGAAAGGAGAAUGUAUAGAUUAGAAAUGAAUUCCUUCUGAGUUUUCUUUUUUUUUCUUUUUUUUUUUUUUUUUUUUUUUUGGUUUGAUUUCCAUUUUGUUGCUAAUAUUUUGUUUUUAAUUUUGUAGUUUGUGUAUACAUGAUACAUAUAUGAGAUUAAUUCCAACUUAGUUUAUCUAA